This is a messenger RNA of Centruroides sculpturatus (bark scorpion), 1683 nucleotides long. RefSeq lists its product as uncharacterized. Gene Ontology annotation, cellular component: SCF ubiquitin ligase complex. Gene Ontology annotation, biological process: SCF-dependent proteasomal ubiquitin-dependent protein catabolic process. The coding region runs from base 16 to 1527 and encodes 503 amino acids. Lineage: Eukaryota; Metazoa; Arthropoda; Arachnida; Scorpiones; Buthidae. The transcript has a single exon. The record is from RefSeq and is a predicted model, not a curated record.
UUUCGCUUUGUUGAAAUGCCAAUUAUUUACACCAAUACAAUGGAAAAUUACAGUCCUCUUCUUCGAUCGUGUCUAAUUUAUAUCAAUUCCCAUCUGCAAGAUAUAAUUAAUUAUUACCGGAGACGAAAUGUUUAUACCGAAAGUUUAUUUUCUGUACUUCCUCCAAUUUUAUGCGAGUUAUUGCUGAAUUUUGCACCCUCCGAUCUCGAUCCUCAAAUACUUUGCAAUUUCUUCAGAAAAGGAAUUAAAACACUACGUUUAGCAUUUUACAACCACGACAUACCCAUACGAAGAUUUUCUGAAUUCUCUCAAGAAAUCACUCACGCAAGGUUUGGGUUUUCCAACAUCACACAACAAAAUCUUGGAGAAUUGAUCCGUUUGUUACCAAAUGUUUCAGUUCUAAGCUUAUGUGGAACAAACGCAAACGAUUCUACAGUAGAGACAAUUGGCAAACAUUGCCCUCUCAUAGAAUGUCUCGAUUUAUCAUAUUGCCUGAUAACUGACGUGGGUCUAAGUUCGCUGUGUUACGACUCUGAGGAUCAGCAAUUCCCGAGGUGUAAAUAUUUAAAGGUGCUAAAAGUCAAAGGUACUGUUAUAACUGUAAAUGGGCUCGUUAAUGUAUUGGAAUACGUACCACUUAUGAAGAUCCAAGUGGAAAGAAACCUCUACAUGAAUGCUGUAUGCCAUUUCGUACAGCGCAAUUAUAACAGACACCUGCAUCUCAGAGAGUUGUGUUUGAUUCCCAGUGAAGACAGAAUGGAUCUUCCAGAUAUUUUGCUGUCGUUUCCCGAAUUGCAUACAUUGUGUAUAUAUAAAUUAGCCAUUAACGAAACGGAUCUUAUAAACACACUGUCAUCACUCCUGUGUCUAAAUCGUUUGUCCAUCAGCAUUCAGAAAGGUGAUUCGAGUUUGACCUUCGAGGGAAUAAGUUGUUAUCUGUUUUCUGCAGGAAAACAACUGACCGAAUUAAAGUUAAACAAUUUCGAAUACGUUAACCUCUAUCAAAUCGGAACACGUUGCACCAACUUAAGAAUUCUAGGACUUUAUUCGAUCCGCCAUCUUUACUUCAAGAAGGACGAUGUCGUAGAGCAGUUGGAUCCAAUUUUCCAACAGCUGGAGAGGUUAAAUUUGGAAAACAUUCGAGGAGAUCCUUGGGACGAUUGCCUCUCAUCCCUGUUCUCGAAUUGUUCCAGGUUGAAUGAGUUGAUCAUCUCUUCUCUGUCCUGUUUGAACGACGAUCUGGUUCUAGAGAUUGUACCACUUCUGAAAACAGUUCAAACCCUCGCACUUCAUAAUUGCGAGAACGUCAAUAAGUGGUCCAUAUACUGCAUUAUAGAUCAAGCUCCGAGUCUGAAGAGUCUGUGGAUGAUCUACAAUAGGAAUGUCUUAUCGGAAAGAGAACAAGCGCACGUCAGGGAUUACAUCAAGUUGAAAAACAUCGGCGUGCGGUUUCAUUAUUGGGAAAUUCUGGGGCAUUUCGUUCCUUCUGAUCAAAUUAGCAUCACCUUAGACGAAAUGCAAUUUUAAGAAAUCAGGAAGACUCUUCUGUGGCUGCCAAUGUGUCCAGAUUAUAUCCAUACGCGCAUUGCAUUUGCAGAAAAUAAUUAUAAAAUGAUGAAAUCUCUUGAUUUUUAUUAUAAAAAUGAAUAAUUUGAAAAUAUAAACGUGAAAUUUGAUCACAGU